Molecule: messenger RNA, 456 nt
Organism: Peniophora sp. CBMAI 1063
Lineage: Eukaryota; Fungi; Basidiomycota; Agaricomycetes; Russulales; Peniophoraceae
Source: the annotation of a GenBank genome assembly
AUGUCCGCGAACGCCAUCUCCAUUCCGGAAGGAUUUUCCUACGUCGCAGCGUCACUCAUCUCCGUGCCACUUGUCUUGCAAUGGCAAGCCAUAUACGUCAGUCUGGCGCGUACAGCCGCCAAGGUUGAAUACCCUCGAGCCUACGCGGAGAAAGCCGAGCAGGAGGCGUCGGUCGCGGCCAAGGUCUUCAAUUGCAGGCAGCGCGCUCAUGCGAACACUCUUGAGAAUGCGCCCGGUAUCGUCAUAACGGGCCUCUUGACCGGAUUGCGUUACCCGAUGCUCGCUGCAGGCGCUCUUGCCCUGUGGUCUUUCGCGAGGGUCAUCUAUGCUGUCAACUAUGGCACAGGCGACCCCAAGAAACGCGCCACGGGCUUUCGAAUUGGAGCUCUGGCUGGUCUGGCUUUGCUUGGCGGAGCUAUCAAAGCCACGUACGACUUCUACGCAGCUGGCCUGUGA